Gamsiella multidivaricata is the source of this 504-nucleotide messenger RNA. RefSeq lists its product as uncharacterized. Bases 1 to 504 code for a protein of 167 amino acids. The transcript is spliced from 4 exons. The record is from RefSeq and is a predicted model, not a curated record. NCBI's taxonomy places the organism in Eukaryota, Fungi, Mortierellomycota, Mortierellomycetes, Mortierellales, Mortierellaceae.
AUGGAGACCAACUGCGGAAAGGAGCCUGUACUUCCUCAAGAGCCACAAGAACCGAUCGGCCAUAGCCUCUUUUGUCUCGUCGAUGGAGAGCCCACAUCAAACGCUUUCUCGAUCAGGGACAUUCCCUCCUCGGACACAGUUGACAAUCUCAAGCAGUUAAUCAAGGCCAGGAAGGCCAAUGAUUUCCACAAAUAUCGAUGCGGACAAACUCACGCUCAGGCGCGUCUUGAUCCCCUCGCUGAAGCCUAUGAACGCGACGUUCUCAUGCUAAAUGUCCUGGAUUCAAAGGAAGAACUUCGUCCGCUGGACGACAUCUCAGAUGUGCUCCCUGAGGGUGCAGCCAAGAAAACAAUCCACACCAUUGUUCAGCGGCCACCACCAGCUGCUCCUGUCAACGUUCCAGGCCAUCUCUUGCAAGAAUCUCGUCUCGCUUCUCCGCCUUUUGACUCCGAUGUGUCUGAGUCCACACCAGUCAUGUCCCCUCUCAGCAUGAAGCAUCCGUGA